CUGGUUUAUUGUGUUAUAUUUAUUGUUGAACUGUUUGAUGGGGUACAAAAGCUGGAAACCACAGGGAAGCGUUGUGUAGUACAAUUAUCAGUAAAUGCAUAAAUUUGUGUUCCUCCCAAAUAUCGGUAAUAGACGUAAAGAAUCAGUUUGUAGUUCAGUUGAGUUUAUUGAGACCAAUUUAGUGAAGACAUCACCAUCAACAACGCCACGAUGUACAACGGAGGACGCGAGAUCAACUACCAGCGUCAAAUUUCUUCUUCAGUAUCCGACUAUCGGAUCGAAAUAGUUGAACAGCCUGCCACGAAAGCCCUACGAUUUCGGUACGAGUGUGAGGGUAGAUCAGCCGGUUCGAUACCGGGUGCGUCUUCAACACCAAAAAAGAAAACUUAUCCCACCAUCAAGUUGGUGGGAGGUCCGCCUAGGAAGGCGGUUGUCGUGGUCUCUUGCGUCACAAAAGAUCAGCCACAUAGGCCUCAUCCCCACAAGUUGGUUGGACGAGACGGUUGCGAAAAAGGUGUAUGCACGGUGAAAAUCCCGCCGGACACUAUGACUGUGUCGUUUCCCAAUUUGGGUAUCCAGUGCGUUAAGAGGAAGGACGUUGAAGAGUCGCUUAGGAUCAGGGAAGAAAUUAGGGUUGAUCCGUUCAAAACCGGUUUCGGUCACAAGAGCCAACCAAUCGAUUUGAAUACGGUGAGGCUGUGUUUCCAGGUUUUCAUCGAAAACGAAAAUCACAAAGGCAAAUACAAUAUACAACUGGACCCAAAGGUCAGUACUCCAAUUUGCGACAAAAAAGCCAUGAUUGAUCUUAACAUUGUUAGGAUGUCGGAUUCGGUUAGUCCUUGUGAUGGUGGCAAAGAGAUACUACUUUUCUGUGAAAAAGUUAGUAAAGAGGAUAUUCAGGUGCGCUUCUAUGACGACGCGGACGGUUGGGAAACGUCCAUCGAUAUUCAACCGUCCCAAGUCCACAAACAAACUGGGAUCUGGUUUAACACACCCGCUUACAAACGGAUGGACAUUGAGGAAGCGGUGCGCGUCCAGAUGCAGCUAAGGAGGCCCUCCGACGGUGCGGUUAGUGAGUCACGGCCAUUCGAGUUCUGGCCCUCAAGUCCAGGUAAUCACCCAAAACGAAAAAGAACCAUGGAGGCCAAGGAUGUUUCAAAUUUGAAAGCUCGUCAACCUAAUAUACUAAACAUUCCACAAAAUAGUAUUAAGUUGGAGCCUACAGAUCCGACAUCGCCUUUGUAUCCAAACCUGCCACCACAGGGAUACAACAUCGUUCAUCACCCGAACCCGACCCCGUUGCCCGGCACCGUCUACAGGAACCCCCAGUUAAACAACGACUUAAACUGGAGGUCGGCACCGACUUCGAGCCACGCACCCAUAAUGCCGAACCACAUGUUCAUGCAAGUGAGACCAGAGAUGGGAAUGGCACCUCCGUACCCCAUGGUAACGUCCGCCCAAUACGUCCCACCUGCGCAGGCGCAGUACGAGUUGCCAUCCGGCUGUGGGCAGGUGAGGCCAUGGAGUGCGACGCAGCCCCAAAAUCCUCCAGCGAACAACCAGAACGCGGAGGAAAUGCCGGAUUUAAGCACACUAUCUCUUUCCGACAUCGUACCGGACAUCACCACGGAUAGUCUGACCAACUUCGUGAACAGUCGUGCCGAAGAUUUGUUCUUUAGGCCGCAUAAUUAAUAAAUCUGGAGAUUUUGACAAACCUAGUGACCAAAAUAUUCGUCUAUCUCAAUAGUCGGUGACAUCUAAACACAAUUCAAUCUAAUUUGAUUAAUAUGCUGGCGCAGAAGAGAACAGACUAUGAACUUCAAAUUGUACCAAUCUCACAGAAAAGGAGCCCAACAGGCGGGAAUUGGCAAAGAAGAGAUGAAUAAAUACUAAUUGCAGUUGCAAAAAGUGGAAUAUUUGUAAAAUGGAAAUAUUUUCUACUACUAUAGUAGUUAGUAAUAGUUAUUGUUAAUAUAUAAUAAAGAUAAAAUGGAAAUUUUA
This is a messenger RNA of Aethina tumida (small hive beetle), 2001 nucleotides long. Its product is annotated as embryonic polarity protein dorsal. Gene Ontology annotation, molecular function: DNA-binding transcription factor activity; DNA binding. Gene Ontology annotation, cellular component: cytoplasm. The coding region runs from base 211 to 1692 and encodes 493 amino acids. The record is from RefSeq and is a predicted model, not a curated record. The transcript is spliced from 10 exons. Lineage: Eukaryota; Metazoa; Arthropoda; Insecta; Coleoptera; Nitidulidae. Gene Ontology annotation, biological process: cellular response to stress; non-canonical NF-kappaB signal transduction; innate immune response.